This is a messenger RNA of Lotus japonicus, 429 nucleotides long. RefSeq lists its product as uncharacterized. Lineage: Eukaryota; Viridiplantae; Streptophyta; Magnoliopsida; Fabales; Fabaceae. The coding region runs from base 1 to 429 and encodes 142 amino acids. The transcript has 3 exons. The record is from RefSeq and is a predicted model, not a curated record.
AUGAAAGCUGUAUUUAAUGAUGUUUCUGAGCUUCGAAGUGGAAAGGAACAGUGGAAGAUUAUGGUGAAAGUCAUUAGGAUCUGGUAUAGCAAAGGUUUUGCCAGUUCCAAACUUCCCCUUUCUCUUGAGAUGGUGCUGAUGGAUUCUAAGGGUAACAAAAUCCAUGCCACAAUCAAGAAGACUUUGAUGUACAAGUUUGAGAAGUUGCUUGUGGAUGGUAACGUGUAUAGUAUUUCAGGGUUUGUUUUGGUGGAUAGCUGUGGUGAUUACAAGACGACCAGGCACAACUACAAGAUUUGUUUCAUGUUUAAGACUGAGGUUCGUCCAAUGAAUCAGUUUCCUAUUGAGGUGUUUCCUUACACAUUUGUGUCUCUUGCUAAGAUCCUCUCACCUGGAUGUCAUUGGGAUUCACACUGGGGUUGGUGUUGA